This is a messenger RNA of Megalops cyprinoides (Indo-Pacific tarpon), 1717 nucleotides long. Its product is annotated as D-3-phosphoglycerate dehydrogenase-like. Bases 1 to 1593 code for a protein of 530 amino acids. Gene Ontology annotation, molecular function: phosphoglycerate dehydrogenase activity; NAD binding. The transcript is spliced from 12 exons. The record is from RefSeq and is a predicted model, not a curated record. Gene Ontology annotation, biological process: L-serine biosynthetic process. Lineage: Eukaryota; Metazoa; Chordata; Actinopteri; Elopiformes; Megalopidae.
AUGGCCCCGGUGUCCAUCAAACGGAUUUUAAUCAGUGAAAGUGUCGAUCCUUGCUGUAAGAAGAUUCUGCAAGAGAAUGGCAUCCAGGUCACGGACAGACAGAACAUGACCAAGGAUGAGCUGAUGGCUGAAAUUAAGGAUUAUGAAGGUCUAGUGGUGCGAUCUGCCACGAAAGUGACCGCUGACGUCAUCAACGCGGCUGGUAACCUCAAGAUCAUCGGCCGAGCCGGGACCGGCGUUGACAACGUGGACGUGGAUGCAGCCACUAAAAAGGGCAUUAUUGUCAUGAACACCCCUAGUGGCAACACUAUCAGUGCUGCUGAGCUGACAUGUGCACUGUUGGUGAGUCUCUCCAGACACCUGCCUCAAGCUGUGAUGUCCAUGAAAGCGGGAAAUUGGGACCGUAAGAAGUUCAUGGGUGCAGAGCUGCAUGGUAAAGUUCUUGGAAUAAUUGGACUUGGGCGAAUCGGAAAGGAGGUCGCUACCAGAAUGCAGUCCUUUGGAAUGAAGACGAUUGGCUACGACCCCAUCACCCCUCCUGAAGUCUCUGCCUCCUGGGGGGUGGACCAGAUGUCUCUGGAGCAGCUGUGGCCUCAGUGUGAUUACAUCACUGUACACACCCCUCUCAUGCCCUCAACUACAGGGUUAUUGAACGACAGCACCUUUGCGCAGUGUAAGAGGGGGGUGAAGGUGGUGAACUGUGCGCGUGGGGGCAUUAUUGAUGAAGCCGCCCUGUUCAGAGCACUGGAGUCUGGGCAGUGUGGAGGGGCGGGGCUUGAUGUGUUUGUGGAGGAGCCGCCCACGGACCGCGCCCUGGUGAACCACCCCGGCGUGAUCAGCUGCCCCCACCUGGGCGCCAGCACCCGGGAGGCACAGUCACGCUGCGGGCGGGACAUCGCCCUGCAGAUCGUCGACAUGCUGAAGGGCAAGGCCCUGGUGGGCGCGGUGAAUGCCCAGGUGCUGGCCAGCACGUUCUCCCCAGAGUCUCAGCAGUGGAUCAGACUGGCAGAGAUGCUGGGCACAGUACUGAAAUCAUUCACCACUUCUAAACAACCGAACAGCCAAGUGCAGAUAACAACCCAAGGAGAAUCUCUGAAAAGCUCUGCGGACCUCCUGGGCUCUGCAGUAGCAGUGGGAUUGCUGAAGGAUGGUGCCAAGAACGGACCCAACCUGAUCAAUGCACUAACCCUGGCCAAGGAGGCUGGCAUCAUGGUUGUUGGAAACCACGGCGAUGCGGGCCAGGGAUUGUCUGAGAGAGCCUGUGUGGUGGAGAUGUCUGUGAAUGGCUCCUGCUACCGGGCCACUGGCACGGUCCAGGGGGAGGUUCCUGUCCUGCUGGAGCUGAAUGGCCGUGUUUUCCGGCAGCCUGUCUCCCUGUCCGGGAACCUGCUGCUCUUCAGGGCCAGUGCCACGCCUCAGCUUCUGCCUGAUGUCACUGGGGCGCUGGCAGCCGCAGGUGUGGGGAUGGAGUCCUUCAGCAGCUCCGCGGCUCAAAGCAGGGAGCAAUGGUGCUGCGUGGGUCUCUCCGCUCCCCUGGGGGACCUCAGUGCUCUCAUGCCUCUGGUGAAAGAAGUCGUGCAGCUCUCUGUGUAAAACGCUUUACAGAGCGUUUGGCACCAGCCCCAAUGAACUGACUCCAGCAUUCCACAGUCUAGAAGUCUUGCAUUUAAAGCUUGGCACUUGUCUUUAGCAUUGUUUGAAACGUAAUGUAGUUUUU